This is a messenger RNA of Chara braunii, 5910 nucleotides long. The record is from the annotation of a GenBank genome assembly. NCBI's taxonomy places the organism in Eukaryota, Viridiplantae, Streptophyta, Charophyceae, Charales, Characeae.
CCGGUCGUUGCUUCUCUGUUAGGUUGUGAUGGCUUGUCAACUGGCUGUUGUGUCCCGACCGGGGGGGGCUGUCGGGAUCGCCGGGACAUGGGAGAGCAACAGCGGGCGAUCAUCGGGGACGGGGAGACGCGCAGCUGCGGCUGCUGCUGGGGGCGGGGGGGCGGCACGGGGUGGGGUGUUUCUGGGCGGGAGGGGGAGGCGCGCAGCGCCGCCAGCUGCCGGGUGUUGCGACGCUUGUCAGCGUAGCGGGAUAUCCGGUCGGGAUCUCUACGGCCACGCGGAGGAUCAGCUGCGGCAAACGUGUUGCUCCCGCGGACACCGCUUUCUCAAUUCCAGCUUCGUGUUGACGUCACCCAGCUGCGUUGCGACAACGUCCUCCGGCGGCAGACGAAGAUCUGAAGUGCGCCAAUGGGUGGUAGUGAAAGCGCGCAAGCGGGUCGGGGGAGGCCACUGCAGAGUUGGACGUUCGGAGACGGAGAGAGACGCUGAGCAGACAGGAUUGAUCGGGUUCGCCGUCGGGGCCGACUAUAUACGUCAGCAAACGAAGUGGAGAGUCGAUGUAGCAGGUGCUAAGAGCGGCGCAGAUGGGGGGAGAAGGAGGGGAGGCUUGGAAGGCGGGGCAUAUGGCGGGAGGAGAAGAAGAAGCUUGGAAGGUUGCCCUGGCCGUUGGCAAUCUGUCGUUUUGCGGAGUGCUGAGGACAACAAUCAGGAGGUAUCAUGGCCCUUAACAGUAGAGGAUGGCGAUGGUGUUUCCCUGGCCACGGGUGAAGGGAUCGAGUCCCUGACCUCCUCAACGUCCUCAUCCUUGUCCUCCCCAUCUUCCUCGUCCUUGUCCUUGUCCUCCUCCUCCUCCUCCUCAGGCAGCUUGAUCCAGCCGAUGGCGGCGGGUUCCUGGACAGCUGUUGGUGAUAAUGAUGUCAACGGCUCCUCCUCCUCCUCCUCCUCCUCCCCGUCCUCCUCCUCUUCUCCUUCUUCUUCCUCUUAUUCGUCUGGAUCGCAGGGCUCCAUAGUCGCCGAUUCGCUGACGGGAGAGGUUGAGAAGGAUUCCACAUCCACGUCCAGAGGGAAUGAGGUUGCGGGGAGGGGAAAUAAUGGUAAUGCUUCUCCAUCUGCUGCCGCGGUAAUGGCGGAAGCGGAAGCGGAAGCGGAAGACGAAGAGGGAGAUAGCAGCGAUGAUGAGAAAGAGGAGGUGAUGAAGCCUGUGGAGGUGAUGCGGGAGCUCCUUAGAGCCGCGGUAGAGGAGUUGGAACUACUGAGAGCGCACAGCGGGGCGCUAGAAUCUGAGGCGCAGGCUGUAGCUGAGCGCGCGGUGUCCCUGCGGGAGGAGGCGGAGAAGAUGGAGCUCGAGUCGGAUGCUGCUAAAGCGGCGGCGGAAGAAGCGGCUGCUGCUGAGCUCGAGAGUGGAAACCUGUUCCAGCAAGUUCAAGCGCAAUACGUCGCGGCGGUGGAGAAGGUGAGAGAGGCGGAGGCGGAUCUUGCGCAGGCAAUCAGAGAAGCGCGAGCUUGGGAGGAAGAGGUAAGAGAGAAAGAGGACGACGAGGUCGGAGAUGAUGACGACGAAGCUGUUGCCGCCAUCGCCACAGCGUCGGUCGAAGGCGAUGAAGGUAAUCUGCUGACGACCGACAAGGAGAAGGAAGGUGAGACGGAGGAGAAAAAUGGCCAGUCAGAGACGACACUGGAGGAAGACGGAGCUAAGGGGGGCGAAGAAGGCGGGGAGGGUGAAAGUGUGGCUGUGGCUGCUUCUGUCGUUGGAGAGAAGGGCGGGGAGGUGGCUGAGGAGGCGGAAGAUCCGGGGCGAGUCGAGAAGGGCGCGGACGAGGCUGCUGAAGAUGACGCAGGAGAGGGCGGAAAGAACACCGGGAUGGCGAUGAUCGGGAGGGAGGAGAAGGAGCGGGAUGAGGAGGAGGAGGAGGAGGAGGAGGAGAAGGAAGAGGAAGAGGAAGUGCUGAAGGUCAGCUCCGGUUAUGCGGUGAUGGUGGAGAGGUUGAGGCUAGAGGCUGUAGCGAUUGAGAAGCAGAUGGUCGAAGCGAGGGAGGCUGCGCAGCGAGCCGCGGCGAAGGCGCAGAUGUUGCGCGACGAGGCGGAAUCAGCCGGGGAGAGAGCGCGCGCGGCUUGGGCGGAGGCGACGAGCGCGGAAGAACUGGUAGGAGAGGCAAUGCUGCGCGCGGAGAUGGCAGUAGCGGAGGAAGUGGAGGCUUGCCACAGGGUGAGUGAUGCGGAGAUCGCUCUGCAGAAGGCGGAGAAGUUGGCGGCGCAGGUGGAGAGCGCAGCGGCCACCUUGGCGGCAGCGGAAGCGGAGGAAAAGAAGGCUUUGGAGUUGGCGCAGGCGCAGGUCGGAGGCGGGGGGACCCUUGGGAAGGACGCGCCAGAGGAGGGGCCGCUCACAAUGGUCGAUGUUCGGUUCGCUGACGACGAGGAGGCUAGCGAAGUGGUCGUCUUGGACCGUGAUGAGGAUAAGGGAGGAGAGGAGGGGAGGCAGGAGGGGAGGGAGGACACGUCAGAAGGGGAAGAUGGCCACGGAAUGACACUGAUCUCGGAGGUGAAGGCAAGCGAUAUGCUGGGGAAAACGACAACGAUCGAAGCCGACGAGAUGGGGGGCCCAAGCAAUGAGGAGACGAAGGUGGGCAGCGCAAUUGUCGAAGAGGGCCGUGGUUUGGCGGCGGCGGCGGCGGCAGAGGCGGCGCCGCCCCCAAGUGCUCCCGAUGGAGAAAGUAAGAAGUGGGAGCGCAUCGCCGGAUUGGCGACCGAAGUGAGCGGAAAUGGAGUAUUAGGAGAGGUGGUGGAUGAUCUCGUUGAUCUUGGGUUGGCGGCAAAGAUCGAGUCCUCUCCUUCGUCGCUGAUCUUGGGCAGCGGGGCAGGAGGUAUCGUGGAGGAGAAAGGGGUCCGAAAGAAGGAAAAAGACAAGGACAAAACGAGUGGAAUGUCGCUCGUCCUUUCGUCGCCAUCUCCUCAGACGCCGACAAAGCGCGAGAAGGAGAGUGAUGGUGGCUUGUUAGGUGUGGGCACAGUCUUAACGGGGGGGAAGGAUUCUGCCACCGCCGUGCUCCCUUCUCCUCCUCCUCCUCCUGCUCCUUCUUCUUCUUCUUCAUCUGCUGCGGCUGCGGCUGCUGCUGUGUCUCCUCCGCUCUCUGCCUCAGUCCCGAUCCCGACCAGCGGCACUACGACGACUCUGGUGCCGUACACGUCGCCGAAGCAGAAAUCGGCGGCAACAACAAAAGGCGUCAGCGAGGGAAAGGCAACCUCCGCCGUUGGACUCGGUGAAAAACUGAGGGCUUUUGUAAAGGAACACACAGUGAAGAUUCUGCUUGCUGCGGCUCUCCUGGCAGCUGGCACUCAGAUUGGCAGAAUGGAGAUUCGCCAACGAAUUCCUUCACGAAGCCAAGUCGGAGCGUCGGCCAUUGCCCCCUUGCGGCCUGUGCUUCCUAUUGGACGUUCUGUUGGGCAUUCCAUCGAACGGUAUGCCAGGAAGCUGACAGCGCAAGUGAAUGAAAUUGUUGACAAGAUUUCAAAAGAGGAGCAUACGGAAGAGGAGACGACUCUCUACGACACACUCUGGCUUUUGCUUGUGAGUGUCAUUGCCGUUCCGCUGUUCCAGAAGCUUCCAGGGGGGAGUCCGGUGCUGGGAUAUUUGGCUGGAGGUGCCCUAAUAGGGCCUCAUGCACUCUCCAUCAUAAAGAAUGUGAAUGAGACGAAGGAGCUGGCAGAGUUCGGUGUUGUCUUCCUCCUGUUCACAAUUGGGUUGGAGCUCUCGUUGGAACGGUUGAGGUCGAUGAAGAAGUUUGUCUUUGGGCUUGGGACUGCACAGGUCCUUGUGACAACCUGCUUUGUGAGUUUGUUUGCGAGGUUCGUUGUAGGUAUGCCAGGACCAGCGUCAAUGGUUCUUGGAAGUGGAUUGGCGCUGUCCUCCACAGCUGUGGUGAUACAGGUACUGCAAGAAAGAGGUGAGAGCACAUCGCUAUAUGGAAGAGCUACCUUCUCCGUACUUUUACUGCAGGAUCUAGCCGUGGUCGUGCUGCUCAUCUUGAUUCCUUUGCUGUCUCAGAACAGUUCCGGAGGCGCAGGGCUGGGAAUGGCAGCUAUUGGAAAAGCCCUGGGAGUUGCUGGUAUCAAGGGUGCGAUGGCCAUCUCCGCAAUCAUUGCGGGUGGUCGCCUGUUUCUCAGACCAAUUUACAGAAGAAUGGCUGACAACAAAAACUCCGAGAUAUUUGCUGCUACGACCCUACUUGUCGUCCUGGGAACCAGUGUUCUCACUGCCAGGGCGGGUCUUUCCAUGGCUCUUGGAGCAUUCUUGGCUGGCCUUCUCCUCGCAGAGACGGAGUACGCUCCUCAAGUGGAAUCUGACAUCAACCCUUAUCGCGGCCUGCUUCUCGGUCUCUUCUUUAUGACUGUGGGUAUGUCGAUCGAUCCGCGACUUCUGAUCGGACAGUUUCCGCAGAUAUUGGCAGCAAUCAGCUUGCUCAUUCUUGGGAAGACCGCACUUUUGCUUGGACUAGGCCGUAUAUUUGGCUUAUCACCGCUUGCAGCCGCCAGGGCUGGCUUGGUGCUUGCGCCAGGUGGCGAGUUUGCUUUCGUUGCAUUUGGAGAGGCAGUGACCCAUGGAAUCAUGCCGAAGCCGAUGUCGUCCAUGCUCUUCCUUGUCGUGGGUCUAUCCAUGGCAGUUACACCAUGGCUAGCUGCUGCUGGUCAGUGGCUAGCAUCACGGUUCGAGCAGCAAGACAUGGUCGCCCAGCUUCUUUCAGAACGGCUGAUUCCAUUUGUGGCCCUUGACGUUCGCAGCGAGAGAGUCUCGGCAGGACGGGCCAUGGACCUACCUGUCUACUUUGGAGAUGCUGGCAGCCGUGAGUUGACAUUGCAAUCGUUGCAGCGUGGCAAAUGUGAGGGCAAUGAUGAUGAUGAUGAGGAGGAGGAGGGGGAUGAUGAUGAUGAUGAUGAUGAUGAUGAUGAUGAUGAUGAUGAUGAUGAUAAUUGUGCCCAUUUUAUGAAACUGCCAGCCACAGAGAUAGCAUCGUCCAUCGAUGAAUUCAGAGCCAGCCAUUUAGCAGAGCUCACUGAGGUGGCAGAGGCAAAAGGCACGUGUCUCGGGUACGGUUUUUCAAGGAUUCUGACAAAGAAGACAUCAUCUCAGCAAGCUGGAGAAAAUGACACUGCGGGAACAACGUCCAUCAAAUCAUCUGCAUCUGAUGGUGGAGCUGCGUCCGGGGGGGCGGACCGCAAGGGUGGGAGUGUGGAGAAAUACGUGGAGCUGGUUCCGUGAUGAAUAUGGGGUAGAAGCACUUUGCAGGAAAAUCAUCAUCUGAUUCGGACAGAGACUUCAGGUAUGCUAAGCUCAUCCUUGCACAAACAAGGUGCUAGCAACAGAGGAGGAGGAGGAGGAGGAGGAAGUGCUGGAGGAAGUGAAGGAAGAGGAAGAAGGCGGAGAGAUGACUCUCAAAGAAGAAGAGGAGGAGGGGGGGGGGGGGGGGGGGGGGAAGAGCAGGGAAGGAGAGACUCUUCAGGUUGGCUAAGCUCGUCCUUACGCAAACAAGGUGUUAGCAACAGAGGAGGAGGAAGUGUGGGAGGAAGCGGAGGAGGAGGAAGAACGGGGAGAGGUGGACUCUCAAAAGGAAGAGGACGGGGGGGAGGAGAAAGAGCUGGGGUAGUGGAAGGAGACAGUCCUUUCAUGUUUGGUUAGAUCAUACUGGAGAUUAUGGUGUGAGCACAUUUGUGUCCGGACAAAAUUUCUUCACAGAUUAUGAUGUAUACGGUAUAUUAUGAAUUUAUGACAACACAUGACAUUAUUCCAUACACAGUAUUACACACUGUGUUCUAUUUAAAAAUGCUGGGCUGUACCAUUCCCUCUCCCACACCUUCCCCGGUGGUACACUUUUGUGGUGUUGCGGGUAACCCAUGAAGUAAAACAUGAGAAAGACG